Molecule: messenger RNA, 531 nt
Organism: Caenorhabditis briggsae
Lineage: Eukaryota; Metazoa; Nematoda; Chromadorea; Rhabditida; Rhabditidae
Gene: Cbr-ceh-16
Product: Protein CBR-CEH-16
Exons: 4
Coding region: 1-531 (176 amino acids)
Biological process (GO): neuron differentiation; regulation of transcription by RNA polymerase II
Cellular component (GO): nucleus
Molecular function (GO): DNA-binding transcription factor activity, RNA polymerase II-specific; RNA polymerase II cis-regulatory region sequence-specific DNA binding
Source: RefSeq, a predicted model, not a curated record
AUGAUUCUAAAAUUCGGAAUUGAUCAAAUACUCGCCUCCACAUUCCCAUGCGUUUCCCCACCAUCACCAACCAUCUCGACACCAGCAACAUCGCCAUCAAGCAUUUCUCCCACUUUUGCGUCCCCAAAUUCGGUUAACAACAUGUUCCCAGCAUGGGUGUUUUGUACGAGAUAUUCAGAUCGACCAUCAGCAGGACCCCGCCACCGAAAGCCACGGAAACGAGAAUCCACAGGAUCCAGUGGAAGUUCGGAAGAGGAGAAGCGACCAAGGACGGCGUUCACAUCGGAACAGUUGGAUAGGCUGAAGCAGGAAUUCAGGGAUAACAGAUACCUCACCGAGAAGCGAAGACAAGAGCUGGCUCACGAGUUAGGGCUCAAUGAGUCUCAAAUUAAAAUUUGGUUCCAGAACAAACGUGCCAAGCUGAAAAAGACCACCGGCGACCAUCACCAUCGCUCCGCCCCCACUCCAAAUAACCAAUUCCAGAUAAUGGCUCAGCUAGCUCAAUCACAAACCCACCAUUUUAGACAGUAA